Culex quinquefasciatus (southern house mosquito) is the source of this 674-nucleotide messenger RNA. Its product is annotated as larval cuticle protein A2B. NCBI's taxonomy places the organism in Eukaryota, Metazoa, Arthropoda, Insecta, Diptera, Culicidae. The transcript has a single exon. Gene Ontology annotation, cellular component: extracellular matrix. The record is from RefSeq and is a predicted model, not a curated record. Bases 16 to 579 code for a protein of 187 amino acids.
CCUUGUCAGUGAUAGAUGGAAAGUGUUCUAAACGGUUGUGUUUCUCUUUUGCAGUUCCUGACCUUCUGCGCCCUGGUGGCCGUUGCCCGUGCCGGAGUCAUCUCCGCUCCGUUGGGUUACGCCGCAGCUCCGGCUCAUGUGGCUUACGCCGCCCCUGCCCAGCUGGCCUACGCCGCCCCGGUGGCCAAGACCAUUGUGGCCAAGCACGUCGUUGCCGAUGAGUACGACCCGAACCCUCAGUACUCGUUCUCGUACGGAAUCUCCGACGCGCUGACCGGAGACCAGAAGUCCCAGCAGGAGUCCCGCAACGGAGAUGUCGUCCAGGGAUCGUACUCCGUCGUUGACCCCGAUGGUGUCAAGCGUACCGUUGAGUACACCGCCGACCCCAUCCACGGAUUCAACGCCGUCGUCCACCGUGAGCCGCUGGCUGUCAAGGCCGUCACCAAGGUCGUUGCCGCCGCCCCCGUUGUCAAGACCAUUGUCCAGCAGCCGACCUACGUCCAGCAGCCUGCCUACUACGCUGCUGCCCCUGCCCUGACCAAGACCAUCGUGUCGCAGCCAGCCUACUACCACCAUUAAGUCAAGCGAUUAGAACUGUCAUCCCUCAAAAGUCCCAUUUUAUUGUUUCCUGUGUACAUAACCAACAAGUUACAAGCUGUUAACUAUUGAAUUAU